AUGGACUCAACAGUAUCAUAUAGUGGAUUCAAUUACGGGGCACAGAUCGGGAUUAACAACGGUUCAGUCACAAACAGAUUUUACAACUCCCAAGAUCUUGAUAAUGUCCUCCCUUCCGUCCAAGAGGCCACGUUUGACUCUUACGAAAACCAGCAUAAAGAUGAAUGUCUUCCAGCUAGUCCAAUCCUGCAUCAAGCAGUCUAUGAUAACCCGGGCAUUAUGGCGAAGGCAAUGCGGGAACAAUUCGAGAAACUCCUAAUUCAGCCACUCCAACAUCUCAAGCCAUCUAACGUCACAGUCAAGACUGUUAUUAUAGUGCUUGACGCAUUAGACGAAUGCGAGGGAGAUAAUGACAUCCGGUUAAUAAACCAGCUUCUCCCACAGUUUCGAAGCAUAGCUGGUUUGCGUCUACGAGUGCUUUUGACGAGCAGGCCGGAUUCACCGAUUCGUCUCGGAUUCUCAAAGAUAUCGAUGGAUGAUUAUCAAGACACCAUUCUCCACGAUAUCCCAAUGGAAGUGAUCAAGCAUGAUAUCUCCUUAUUCUUCGAUUACCGGCUCGCAAAGAUUAGGGAGGAACGGCCAUUACCCGCAAAUUGGCCUAGCGAUAGAGAUACUCAAAGGCUCAUAGCAUUGUCUAUUCCGUUGUUUAUCUUUGCUGCUACUGUCUGUCGUAUCUUUGAAGACUUGACAUGGGAACCUAUAGAGAGCCUUUCCGAAAUCUUGACGCAUCAGACUAAUCUCUCUCAGCUCGAUAUUACGUAUCUCCCGAUUCUCGAUCGUCUUCUUAACCGGCAACAUGAGAAGCAAAGAGAGAAGCUGGUCUUAGAAUUUCAUAAAGUGAUCGGUGCUAUUAUGAUACUAGAGAGCCCACUCUCUAUAAGCUCGCUAUCGGAGCUUCUUUGCGUCUCAAAAGGACUUAUACAUUCUCGGCUAAGUUCUCUUCACUCAGUGAUAAGGGUGCCAGGCAAUGAAUCAAUACCCAUACGACUUUUUCAUCUGUCAUUCAGAGACUUCCUUCUUGACCCAGAAACCCGGAAAAAGAACCCACUCGGCGUAAAUAAGACAGAGACGCAUGAGAUGUUGAUCAGACAUUGCUUUUCUGUAUUUCAAAGCUUGAAAAGAAAUAUCUGUUCGUUACCAAGCGAAGGAACCGAACGUGUUGAAGUUGAUCGCCACACUAUCGAUACCUAUAUCCCUCUGGAAUUGCAGUAUGCUUGUCGAUACUGGACACAUCACCUAGUACAAUGUGCAGAGCCUGCUCGAAUGGAACACGAUACUCUUUCAUUUCUACGGAAACACUUUCUGCACUGGGUGGAGGCCAUGGGCCUCCUAGGCUUUACAUCGGAAAUACUAGGUAUGCUUACUCGCCUCCAAGGAGCCACAUGGAGCAACGGCCCUUCUCCGAUUUUGGAUUUCCUUCACGAUGCAAGGCGAUUUAUUUUAAAGAAUCGCCAGAUAAUUGAUCAAGCUCCGCUUCAAAUAUAUUGCGCAGGGAUAAUAUUUGUACCUCGAAAGACAAUAAUUCACACAGAGUUUGCGAAUGAGGUUCCUACUUGGAUAUGCCAGUUUCCAAUUGUUAAGGACAAUUGGGAUGCAGAGUUACAAACCCUCGAAGGCCAUUCAGAUUCAGUUCAGUCGGUAGCCUUCUCUCCUGAUGGCCAUCUUCUAGCGUCUGGAUCUGAAGAUCAAACAGUCUUGUUAUGGGACCCGGAAUCAGGCAUACUACAGCAGACUCUUGAAGGUCAUUCAGCUUCAGUUCAGUCAGUAGCCUUCUCGCCUGAUGGCCAUCUUCUAGCGUCUGGAUCUGAAGAUCAAACAGUCCGAUUAUGGGACACAGCAACAGGCAUGUUACAGCAGACUCUUGAAGGUCACUCAGCUUCAGUUCAGUCAGUAGCCUUCUCACCUGAUGGCCACCUCCUAGCAUCUGGGUCUAGAGAUCGAACAGCUCGAUUAUGGGACCCAGUAACUGGCAUACUACAGCGGAUCCUUAAAGGCCAUUCAGAGUCAGUUCAGUCAGUAGCUUUCUCACCUGAUAGCCAUAUCCUGGCAUCUGGAUCUGAAGAUCAAUCAGUGCAAUUAUGGAAUCCGGUGACAGGCAUACUACAGAAAAGUCUCGCAGAAGAUUCAAGUUCAAUUCUUUCAGUAACUUUUUCAUCCGAUGGCUAUCUUCUAGCGUCUGGGUCUGAUGAUUGGUAUGUGUACGUCUGGGACUUAGCGACAGGCACACUGCAGCAAACUGUUGAUGGCCAUAUGUCCUCAGGCUUCAGAGGUUCUGGAGCCUCUGAUGCAGUAGCAUUUACACCUGACGGCAAGACACUGGCGUCCUGCUCUGCUGAUGAAACAAUACGUCUUUGGGACCUCACGGCGAGUGAGGUCACCCAAAACCAUAACAGUGAUAGCUUUGAGCCUCCCCCUCAGAUCAUGACCUUCUCACCCGAUGGCCUUUUCCUAGCAUCCGGCUCUUAUGAGAGUCCGGUUGUGCGUAUUUGGAAUGUAACGGAAGGUACAAUCGCCUGGACUCUCGAUGAGCAUUCUGCUGCGAUAAACUCAUUGGCCUUCUCACCAGAUAAUCGGAUACUGGUGACCUGCUCUGCAGAUAACAGCGCAUGCCUCUGGGACUUGACGACACGCACCCUUCUGCACACUAUCGAUAGCCACUCGGAAUCCGUGAACUCUGUGGCGUUCUCUCCUAAUGGUCAACUAUUAGCAUCCUGCUCUGAUGACGAUACAGUGUGUAUCUGGGACUUUGCGACAUACACACUACAACAGACUCUCACAGCCUGUCCUCAUUUAGGUGACUCAAUUGGCGGCUAUAAAUCGGUAACUUUCUCACCUGAUGGUAAGUUACUAGCGUCUGGUACAUAUAGUGGCCUACUGUGCGUCUGGGACUUGGCGACAGGCGCAAUAUAUCGGACUAUAAAUGCUCAUCUGGAUACUAUUGAGUAUUUGGCCUUCGAUCCUGAUAGCCAAUUACUGGCCUCCUGCUCUAGUGAUGACACAAUGCGCCUCUGGGCCUUGGAGGAGUAUGCGCUCGUGCAAAUUUGGGACAUCGAAUGGGAUGGCGAUUCUUGCGGAUUUUCCCAUUAUUUCGAAUUUUUCCAUGACGAUUUAUCUAUUCAUGGCAAUUCAGCUGCAUUUGUCGUUGAACGUGGAUCCGACCGCCAAAUGUUAUUAUUACGUUCUGGGAAUCUGGACAUCUCUUUUGAGACCGAACGAUGGGUAAAAUUGCGCGGCAAACGAAAGCUCUGGCUUCCUGUUGAGUAUAAGCCUAACUGCUUUAGGAUAAACGGUGAUACACUUGCCAUUGGACUCACAUCAGGGGAGACCUAUUCAGGGCUAACUUUGGUUCACAGUUCAGGCCCGGCCAUUAUCCAUUGUGGGGUUCUAUUUCAUUUGCAAAUCAGCUCAAGCCCCCUAGCAGUGCUACAACUUAUUCGACACUAUAUAUCCAGAUAUGAUUCUGCUAGUAGGAGUUAUGUCCUUGGAAAUUGA
This is a messenger RNA of Aspergillus niger, 3492 nucleotides long. RefSeq lists its product as uncharacterized. Gene Ontology annotation, molecular function: protein binding. The transcript is spliced from 5 exons. The coding region runs from base 1 to 3492 and encodes 1163 amino acids. The record is from RefSeq and is a predicted model, not a curated record. Lineage: Eukaryota; Fungi; Ascomycota; Eurotiomycetes; Eurotiales; Aspergillaceae.